AUGUCCGUUAUCAACCUCAGCCGAGCCCUCGUUGCCGUUGUUCUCGGUAUGGCCAUCGGUGCCUCUGCCUCUCCUACUCUGGAGGCUCGCAUCUGCUGCGGCAACCCUGCCAACUGCCCUAGCCACUGUGUUCGUGUAAGUGUUCACGGCUACUUUGUAUUGUGA
Messenger RNA from Cordyceps fumosorosea ARSEF 2679, 165 nucleotides. RefSeq lists its product as hypothetical. Lineage: Eukaryota; Fungi; Ascomycota; Sordariomycetes; Hypocreales; Cordycipitaceae. The transcript has a single exon. The record is from RefSeq and is a predicted model, not a curated record. The coding region runs from base 1 to 165 and encodes 54 amino acids.